AUGGAUAGGCGGUUACCCAGUCUGCUUAAUGCUUUGCGGAGCAAUUUGGCAACCUUCACGAAUAUGGAUUCGACCCUGCAGGCCUACCCGGGCUUUCGAGGCCUGGAGACGGCACUUUACGAGCUGCAGGACAUCAUGGGGGAUGCUGAAAUAGAAACCGUGGCUAUAAGCGUUGAAGAUGCGCUCAGUGGCGAGCAAGAAAAUGCUGAAGAAGAAGAAGAAGAAGAGGGGGGAAAUGAUAAUAAUGGUGAGGACGAGGAGGGGGGAACUUGA
Molecule: messenger RNA, 273 nt
Organism: Trypanosoma grayi
Lineage: Eukaryota; Euglenozoa; Kinetoplastea; Trypanosomatida; Trypanosomatidae
Exons: 1
Coding region: 1-273 (90 amino acids)
Source: RefSeq, a predicted model, not a curated record